Rhineura floridana is the source of this 2122-nucleotide messenger RNA. RefSeq names its product golgi associated olfactory signaling regulator (gene GFY). NCBI's taxonomy places the organism in Eukaryota, Metazoa, Chordata, Lepidosauria, Squamata, Rhineuridae. The record is from RefSeq and is a predicted model, not a curated record. The transcript has 7 exons. The coding region runs from base 428 to 1264 and encodes 278 amino acids.
GUGUCCGCUACCUUCUCUACAAUCAAGCCCAGACCCUCCUUGCUGCAACCAACUGGUCCCAGCCUUUCCACACACGAGAGUUCCCCUUGGAAUUCUCUCUCGCACACCGCCUUCCACCUGUCAGCCAUACCUCAUCUGCACCUACUAAAGGGUUAACACUUUCUUACCUGAACACAAUUUCAAAACAGUUUUGAACAUGAUGUUUUGGGUGGGGCCUCUCGCUCUACUCCUGUGCUGUUGCAUUGGGCAGCAAGCUGUUCCUUUGAGCAUCAGCUGGCUCCAUCUCUGUUCCUUGGGCAAGUGUCCGAAUAAGAGAUCCUCCCCGAACUUGCACCGGAUGUUUCAUCCGACGGGCCUACUCUCGCAUUAAAGUCGCCUGCUAAGAGUAUCAGCGAGUCAGGAAAUACCCUGGUCUGACUGCUUGAAAAUGGACCUGCACCACCCCCUCGCUUGCCUGUUACUGCUGUUCCUGGGCACAAGCUGUGCUGUAGCCAACAAUGCUUCUAACACAACUCUUUUCUCCUCUCCUUCGCCUCUUCCCACCACCUGGUCUUCCACCCCACAAAUAUCCACCGAAUCCACACAAGAUCCCACAUCAGACACCACCGACCCCGUAUCUUCACCCACACCUUCCCUGACUCAGCAAAACCAGAACCAGCCCUCGGUCUCCAGCCCACAGACGCAAAAGCCCUGGCUGCCCCAAGAGAAGGUGAAGCCUGCUCCGUUCAAGUUUCCUGACAUUGACAGAGAGGAUUCUGGAGGACGUCAGCAAUGGGAGGCUGCAGCUGAGGGAGUGGCCAUUGUGCUGAUGAAACCAAAAGGGCAAUUGUCAGUGGGAGAACCCCGCGGGGCAGCUAGCCAUGCCAUGGGGCUGUUUCUGGGGGGCUGCGGUUUGCUGCUGUGCCUCUUCAUUGGGGUCUAUUGCGCCUACAGCCGGGGAUCCAAGAAGGAACCAUUUUCCCAUCGUCGCUUGUAUGAGGAUGGAUUUGAUGACCCUGCCCUCUUUCUGGACAACCCAAAGGAAUAUGAUUGGUUCUUCUAUGAGACUGACGGCUAUGUCUACCCAACGCCCUCCCAAACCCAGCCUCAACCAAUCCAGACCCUCUCGAUCCCAGCUCUCAAGCAACCUCCUCCUGCUCUCGACAAGUCACCGGGGACGCUGGUGCCUUCGGAGGCAGGGCAAGACUCCAAGCAGCUCCAAGUAAAUCCCAUAAAGCUGGAAUGCCUGUCUCCAGCCAACCUACGUGCUGGGAACUUCAUGUGAGGCUCUGGGCCCUCUCCAGGAGAAAUAUCUGGGCUAUCCCUCCCCCCCCCAACUGAGAUUCUCUAGGCCAGAGUUAGGCAGAGCAUAGGUCAGCAACUACGGGUAGAUUGCUGGAUGAUUCGCAGUAGAUUGGCUUCCCAAAAUAGCAGCAACAACAAAAUCUACCCCCACUCCAAUUACUUGCUGCCGUGGUUUCCUUCUGGGAGGAAGGGUGGGAUAUAAAUUAAACAAACAAUUUAGAAUGUUUAGAAGCCCUGAAUUGUAGAAAGUCAGGUGCAGAAUUAGAACUAUAUGUAUAUACAGGUCAUUCCACUGCACGGCCCAUAGGGGGCAGUAGGUAAAUGGCUCCAUUUCCUGAGUCACAUUUUGUUUCUGGGUCUGAUUCGUGGGUUUCAGGGUUCUAUUACACACACACACACACACACACACACACACACACAGAGAGAGAGAGAGAGAGAGAGAGAGAGAGAGAGAGAGAGAGGAUUCUGUAAUCCUGAUAUUUGCCCAGGUCUGCUUUAGAGUACAGCCUGUUUCCAGGUGCACCCCUCCCAGCUUUGGAAGUGAGUUGCUUCUUCUCAGUAGUGGUGCCUUGUCCAUGCCCCCCCAUCUAGUUAUCUGAAUUUUUUUUAAAAGGUGCCAGGUAAAAACUGCCCCCCUACUGCCACCGGACUUUUAAUGUUUUUGAGUUUGUAAUGGUUUUUUUAAAAGUAUGACUGGUUUUAAUGCUGUUGGCUGCUUUUCAUUGCAACUUUUAUUUUAAUUAUGUGAUAGGUUUUAUGUGAGGUAUUAUAAGUCAACCUGAGAAUAUGGAUUGAAAGGUGGAAAUAUUUUAAAUAAACAAGAGACAUGGCAACCUUA